Messenger RNA from Sungouiella intermedia, 465 nucleotides. The record is from the annotation of a GenBank genome assembly. Lineage: Eukaryota; Fungi; Ascomycota; Pichiomycetes; Serinales; Metschnikowiaceae.
AUGUUGAGCAGAACCAUUUUCAGGGCAUCUACACGUCUGCUCGGUAGUAGCGCCGUAUUGGCCCAGAAGGCUGUGACCUUCGAUCCAUCACAAAUCAAGCAGAACGAGAUUGUCUCGGGAGCUCCAAAGGAUUUGGUUACGUCGAGAGUGGUGAGAAUCUACCAGGAAGCCAAGCCUGCCACCCAGCUGGGAACUCACAACGCAAGCCACUGGAAGUUGGACUGGGAUGUUUUGGCCCGUGCCAAUCGUUGGGAGAACGACUUGAUGGGAUACCAGUCGAGUGGAGACUACAUGCAAGGAACCAUCAUGAAGUUUGACAACAAGGAGGCUGCCAUUCGAUUCGCCGAGGGCCAGGGUUGGUCUUACUACGUGAAGGAGCCUAAGAAGAGACACUUCCGUAAGAAGGAUUACUCGGCCAACUUCUAUCACUCUGCGGGGCCAUUGAAGCACAUUAGAACGAAGUAG